Molecule: messenger RNA, 282 nt
Organism: Rotaria sordida
Lineage: Eukaryota; Metazoa; Rotifera; Eurotatoria; Philodinida; Philodinidae
Source: the annotation of a GenBank genome assembly
AUGCAAUAUCAAUCUAGUGAUUUGACAAAGCCAUGGAGUCCUUGGCAACCAUUAUCAUUGGUAAUAAUUGUCUGUGUCGGUAUGAGUAUAAUUGUAGUAGGUUUAGCAGUAGGAUUGGGCUUGGGUAUUGGAUUAAAUAAUAGUAGUCAAGAUUUAACUUUAGUCAUAGUAAGUAGUUUGCAAUCAACGAAUACUAGUACAAGUACGGCAUCAACGACGACAUCAACGACAACAGCAACUACAACAAGGACGACAACAACAACAACUGUGCUGUCAGGAUAA